AUGUCUUCCAUCCUGAUAUCACUGGCUCACUUUUGCGAUAAACAUGGGCCUCAAGUAAUAUUAGUGACACAAACUAGUGACAAGGGAACAUUGGGGGAUGAGUUACUUCUUCCAGAUUAUCCUAUCGAUUCAUAUUGUGAAUCCUGCCUGCUACAUUUUCCUGAUAAUGAAACUACUAUAAGAUCAAUGAGAAGCAUACUACAUGAAAGACCUUAUAUAACUACCCAGUAUUCUGCUGUUCGCUACCAAUUAUUAAAUGCUAUCAUUAGAAGAUCAUUCUCAGAAGAGACUAUGGUUUAUGACAGCCUCCCGAAUGUUUUUCAUGAUAACGUUUCAGGCGUGAAUCUGGUAAUGGGUUUUAAAUUAUAUGAUGAGAAUGCAAGAGGAAAUGAAAGGCGAUAUUGCUUAAUAUUAACGAUUGAUGAUAAAGAUGAAAUGUCUUCGACAAAAAUACUGUCAAACAAUUGGAAUUUUAUCACGGGUGGUUUUUUGAAAAUGAUUAACUAUAUUAAAGAUUCUCAUGCUAAGGAACUUGAAAGAAAAACCACGUCAGAUACGGACAAAAACGGUUUCACACCCUUUAUGGGGAAUUAUCUUAGGGGCAAUAAAUCCAAAAUUGCACGAAAUCUAAUCGAAUUGACUAACGACAAAAACAUUUUCAUAAAAAUUCAUAAAUGGAAUACCUAUCUUCUAGAUGCGUUGCUACCUCGAUAUAAUGAGGCAGACGUUUAG
Naumovozyma castellii is the source of this 732-nucleotide messenger RNA. RefSeq names its product Lst7p (gene LST7). The record is from RefSeq and is a predicted model, not a curated record. Lineage: Eukaryota; Fungi; Ascomycota; Saccharomycetes; Saccharomycetales; Saccharomycetaceae. The transcript has a single exon. Bases 1 to 732 code for a protein of 243 amino acids.